Schizosaccharomyces japonicus yFS275 is the source of this 1622-nucleotide messenger RNA. RefSeq names its product ubiquitin ligase complex subunit. The record is from RefSeq and is a predicted model, not a curated record. Bases 274 to 1470 code for a protein of 398 amino acids. The transcript has 3 exons. Gene Ontology annotation, cellular component: cytoplasm. Gene Ontology annotation, biological process: proteasome-mediated ubiquitin-dependent protein catabolic process; negative regulation of gluconeogenesis. NCBI's taxonomy places the organism in Eukaryota, Fungi, Ascomycota, Schizosaccharomycetes, Schizosaccharomycetales, Schizosaccharomycetaceae. Gene Ontology annotation, molecular function: ubiquitin-protein transferase activity; ubiquitin protein ligase activity.
ACGUUUCUCCGCUUCCUACUUACUAGCCCUUCUCGCGCAUUUGUCCCUACGAUAUACGUAAACUGUUGCCAUUAACUAAAACACUAAAUUCGGUGUUGAAAUUAGUAUACCUGUAUCCAGAGGCUAAUUUGCUACUCGUUAAUAUAGCAUUUGUCAGCCUUUCUCCUAUUUGAGGAGCGUAAUUCCUGCGAACUAGAAUUAAUUGGAUUCGCAAAGUCCGGUGCGCUUUUAUUAAAUCCGCUUGAAGAGUGCUGUGCUGGUAUACCAUACAAAAUGGAUAUUCAGAAACAAGGAACGGCUCUUAUGGAGCGCGUUUUUAUGGGGCCCUUAAUCGUCGAAUUGCGAAUGGUCUUUAAACAGAUUCGUCGAGCCAUUGAGCACGAAUUUCAGUACUUAUUAAGCUCGUCAAAAAAGCUUAUGGAGAAUAUGAGUUCUGCGGAACAAAUUGAUCGUGAAUUGAACACUGCAUUACAAGGUAUACAGAAAACUAGGUCAAAGCUUAAGCGUCUAGAUGAAACUGAGAAAAAAUUAUUCCGCAGUAUCCGAGAAGAAGCUGAAUAUUACGGUCGCUUAGACUCCAUUACAUCCAUUGAUUCGCCCCAAUUUCGUGAAUGGUCUUUACAGCGUACAGAAAGACACAUCCUUCAGUACAUGCUCAUGCAGGAUAUGUAUCCCUCUGCGGCCAUACUGGCAAAACGUUUGGGAAUGCAAGACAAUUUUAUUCUCGACAUCUAUAGUCGCAAUUGCCGCAUCGUGAAAUCGUUAGAGGAUUGCGAUCCAACAGAAGCCCUUGCUUGGUGUGUAGAAAACCGGUCUGAACUCCGGAAACGGAAGGUGCAUCUUGAGCAACAGAUUCGGAUUCAGCAAUACGGGAGUCUUGUACGAGAAAACAAAAGGCUUGAAGCAAUCCGUUUCGCACGGAAGUAUUUCCCCCAAUGCUACACAGACGUACCUAAUGAUAUGUACGGCAUGUUCGGUCUCCUUGUCAUGUCGCCCGCUACAAAACAGAAGCCAUAUCGAAGUAUAUUCAAAGGGCAUACAUGGUCUCAUCUUGCUUGCGAGUUUCACGACACAUACUAUUCCAUGUACGGAAUACCGUUUUACUCAUCAUUGGAGCAUUUUGCUAUGGCAGGGCUAGGUGCUCUAAAAACAGAGUGUUGUGAGAGUGAUGUUUAUGCACCCCGUUCAUACUCCGAAACUCAAUGUCCUAUAUGUUGUCCCUGGUUUCACCAGAUGCAUCCAUUUAUCGCAAAUGCUCACAUAUCAAGGACAAUGUUGAUUGAUAGCUUAACGGGAAAGCUCCUAGAUGUGAAUCAAGAUUUAGUGGCUUUUUCCAAUGGUCAAACAUACAGUCUACGGAGCCUCUUAAAUUGGAACGAGAAGCUAAAAAAGACGAAAGGUUUCGUUCAAGACCCAAAAUCAUGCCAAAUUGUCAGUGUUAACUCUUUACGGAAGGUGUACAUUUUGUAAAACAACGAAUUGAAGCUACGUACUCUUUUUAGAAUGCCCUUAAUGACUAAUAUAAUUAUGAAACGAAUCGCCAGGUGCGUAUUGACGCGUCCUACUCUUGAAAUUACGAAGUUUACCCUUUACAAAUACAAUAGCUAUUAUAAUGAGUGAAU